AUGGAUGAAAUACAAGGUCAAUUUUCUGAUAUUCCUAUAUUUUCGGAAUCCAACAAUAUAAAUUCGGAAAUUUAUGAUACAAUUUUAAAAGAAUACAACGGAGUUUCAAAAAAAGACUCAAUUUUAAGUGAAAUGCCAAAUGAUGAGGAAACUGAAAAUUCUCAAUAUUCCUACAGCAUUGAAAAGAGGGAAAAUGACGAAGAAAAUCAAAUUAUUGAAAAUGUGAAUUUAGACAAAGACGAAGAAGAAAUAAAUUUUGAGAAACUACAAACAGAAUAUCAAAGCAAUUACAAAAUAUUAGAUGAUGAAAAAUAUAAUGUAGAAAUAAAUAAAGAAUUGUGUAUAAGUGAAAAAAUUAAUCAAGAUAUUAAUCCCAGUUACCAGGCUAAUUGCCAUUAUGAAAAAAUGAAAGUGGAAAAAGAAAUAUAUAAUAAUAAUAAUAAUAAUAAUAAUUCAAAAUGUUCAAUGCUAAAAAAUAAUUCAUCAAAACAUUUUAAAAACGAGGUUCCGAAUACAUUUCAAGACACAUUUAUUAAAGAAAUGCUAAUAGAUAUAUAUAAAAACACAAUGGAACAUAAAAAAACAAAUUUCUUAUGUUUAGAAGAAAUAUUGAAAAAAUUAACAUUAAUUUUGAAGAGACAAAACGAAAUAAAUAAUUUCUGUAUCUCGAAUAAAUCCGACAGACAACUAUUGCUUCAAAAUAUGCGCGAAAUAAAAAAAAAAAUCGGAGACAAAGGAUUUAAUUCGCUAACUAACAAAGAUUUGGGUAUAUAUUAUAUAAAGAAUAUUAAGGAAAGUGAACCCAAAAUUAUAAAUAAUUUAUACAAAAAUAAAUGCCUAGAAUUAGAUCAUAAAAAUGAAAAAUAUAUGAACCAGAAUAAUAAAAACAUGAAAGAAAAGACUAACGAUAUUUAUUUAUUUUUAAUAUAUUUAAAUCAGUUAGAAAAAUAUUCCUGGAAAUUUAUUAAUUUUUGUAGAAAUGCUUCUUUUCAAAAAUAUGGUGAUCUAACCAACAUUGGGAAUUUACAAGAGAAAAAUAUACGCUCAUUUCUUUGCGAUCCAAAAUCAAUGAAGCUAACUAUAGAUCUCGAAAAAAUUGUAACAAAAAUAAAAAGAAAUUGUUCUUAA
Messenger RNA from Plasmodium berghei ANKA, 1128 nucleotides. Its product is annotated as conserved Plasmodium protein, unknown function. The record is from RefSeq and is a predicted model, not a curated record. Lineage: Eukaryota; Apicomplexa; Aconoidasida; Haemosporida; Plasmodiidae. The coding region runs from base 1 to 1128 and encodes 375 amino acids. The transcript has 5 exons.